Bipolaris oryzae ATCC 44560 is the source of this 744-nucleotide messenger RNA. RefSeq lists its product as uncharacterized. Bases 1 to 744 code for a protein of 247 amino acids. The transcript has 3 exons. The record is from RefSeq and is a predicted model, not a curated record. Gene Ontology annotation, biological process: cristae formation. Lineage: Eukaryota; Fungi; Ascomycota; Dothideomycetes; Pleosporales; Pleosporaceae. Gene Ontology annotation, cellular component: MICOS complex; mitochondrial crista junction.
AUGGCUUUCCGACCGCUGUUACGGCAGCGCGCCGUCGUUCCCGCCAUGGCUGCCCUCUCGGCCACGACAAUCUUCGCUCCUCGCUCCGUAUACGCAGAAGAGCGCCAGGAAGACUACUCGAACCGCAAGCCAAUCUACGAUGACAUACCCAUUGAUGCCACCGCUCCUACUGCCCCCUCUCUACCAGCACCAUCACGCUCGGCCCCCUCCGAAGAGCCCGUCUACCGCCCAACUCCUACCGAUCGGUUGGCUGUUCAGAUUGGACGUGCGCGUAUGGCUCUGUACGAGCAAGCGGUGCGUGGUGAAAAGGCCGUCGAUAACGCUCUUACCGAGACGCUCCGCCUAGAGCACUCCUUCACAAGCACCAUCCGUUCGCUAGCCCCACCAAAAGAGUCUGGCGAGAAGGUCUUGCCCGGCGCCCUGUACGUGCUCGUUGCCUCCAUGGCCGGAUCCAUUGUCACACGCAACCGCAACAUACUACUCCGCGCAUCUGUGCCUCUUGCCGUGGGCAUUACUGCUGCCAACGUGGUGCUGCCCAUUACCUCCAAGAACGUGGGUGAUCUCAUUUGGACCUACGAGGAGCGAUAUCCCGUUGUUGCAGACACACAUCUGCGCAUGAAGAAGCGCAUCCUGCAGUUUGUCGAGACUGGAAAGGCACAUGCUCAGGGUACCGUUGGUGCCGUCGAGGGCAAACUCGCCGAUACCCGGGAAAGCUUGGAGGACUGGGUCAAGAAGGGCCGGUAA